UUGACAAACUUGACAGGUGUCUGCAGCCAGCCGGUCGUGGUAGCUGAAGGAAUCUGGCUGACACAUCGGACCUGCCAACCAGUCGCUCAGUGAGGGGAAAUAUUAUUGGACACACCAGCUGAGAUCACAAAUAUAAAGCCUUCGUUUCAGCGUGAACGGAGACUUUUAGUGGCAGUGAAAACUUUUAAUUAUCAUGAUGGCAGUCCUGGGGAGCGCUGGUCGCUUGAUCCAAUUUGCCAGGAGCAGUGUCAGUCUGAGUGUGAGGAGACGAUCGACUGCUGCUGCUUUAGCCCAGACUGCAAGUCCGGAAGCACAGGAGAACAGGAAACCUAAGACAGGCAUCUUGAUGCUGAACAUGGGAGGACCCGAGAAACUAGAAGACGUCCACGACUUCCUUCUGCGGCUCUUCAUGGAUACAGACCUGAUGAAGCUCCCUGUGCAGCACAAGCUCGGCCCGUUCAUCGCCAAGCGCCGCACGCCGAAGAUCCAGGAGCAGUACAGUAAGAUCGGAGGGGGCUCGCCCAUCAAACACUGGACCUCCAUGCAGGGAGAAGGCAUGGUGAAGCUGCUGGACGAGAUGAGCCCCGACACGGCUCCUCACAAGUUCUACAUCGGUUUCCGGUACGUUCACCCGCUGACGGAGGACGCCAUCGGGGAGAUGGAGAAAGACGGAGUGGAGAGAGCGGUGGCCUUCACACAGUAUCCUCAGUACAGCUGCUCCACCACAGGCAGCAGUCUGAAUGCCAUCUACCGUUACUACAGCAACAGAGGCGAAAGGCCAAAAAUGAACUGGAGUGUCAUUGACCGCUGGCCCACACACCCUCUGCUGGUGGAGUGUUUUGCAGAACACGUCAAUAAUGAGCUGCUGAAGUUUCCAGAGGAGAAGAGAGACGACGUUGUCAUUCUGUUCUCAGCACACUCACUUCCAAUGGCUGUUGUAAACAGAGGUGACCCGUAUCCUCAAGAAGUGGGAGCCACAGUUCAGAGAGUCAUGGAGAGACUGGGACACUGUAACCCUUACAGACUUGUGUGGCAGUCCAGGGUGGGGCCCAUGCCGUGGCUCGGCCCCCAGACCGACGAGGUGAUCAAAGGUCUGUGUGAACGAGGGAAGAAGAACAUCUUGCUGGUGCCCAUCGCCUUCACUUCUGACCACAUAGAAACUUUACACGAGCUUGACAUCGAGUAUGGACAGGUGCUCGGGGAGGAGUGUGGCGUGGAGAACAUCAGGAGAGCUGAGUCUCUGAAUGGAAACCCUCUCUUUAUGAAGGCACUGGCAGACCUGGUCCACUCCCACCUCAAGUCCAACCAGCCCUGUUCCCGCCAGCUGACCCUCCGCUGCCCGCUGUGCACCAACCCCAUCUGUGGAGAGACCAAGGCCUUCUUUGCCAGCCAGACACUCUCAUAGAAGCAAACACACACACACACACACACACACACACACACUCUGGUGCCCUUCCUGCAACAGCGCUACUCAUGUAGAAACUUAAGGCCUUCUUCAUAAACUUCAUAAACAAAAGACAUAAAUCCGCAGCAUCUUUCAAGCAAGAGUGUCGGUUAUAUAGAGAAUGUAACAUGGAAGAACAGGCCAAAUGGUUUCUGCGCACGCAUUUUGACAAACUGCGUCUGCGUGUUGGACGAGAAGAGAUUAGCUGCAUUUUUAUGGGAAAAAUAAACUUAGAGAUAAAAAAGUGGGUCACACUCUCUUUUGCAGUUUGUACAUUAUUUAAUAAUCAGUGAAAUAAGUUACAUUCAGUUUUGGAUGCACAGAUAACAUUGGUCUUUUCAUGGAAUUUGUAGAGAAAAGGGAAAAAAAAACAAAUGUAUCUUUUAAAUAGCUAAGUCAACUCCAAAGCUUGAGUGGUUGAGAAAAAUUAAAAUUAAUUAAAAAAAAACAAAAUGCUGAUGACAUUUAAAAUGAACCUGCUGGGACUGAUGCCUGCCCUUAACCUGAGAUCACCUGGAUAUUCUUGAAUCAGUAAAUAUGUCUGAAGCAGCACGUCACACAGGUUAACACAGGAUUGUCUGUGUUAGGAUUCGCGGAUGCCAUUUGGUCAAAGUCUGUGCAGAUAAAAGAACUGACACUCUGCAGAAACAACUGCUCACAUCACGCCAGAGCUACAGGGAAAAAGCCUUGCACUAUUUUAUUGUUAUUUUAUUUUAUUUAUUUAUUUUUUUUUUGUGUGGGGGGCUUUUUUUUUUUUUUUUUUUUAAGUACACCUUGCUUGCUUACAUUCCUUUCACUUAGCCCUUGCACACCUUCUUUCUCUUCUCGCUGGUGCUAAACAAAUAGCAGUCGGCUGUGAUGACAACACCACACACACUGGAUCUUUGGGAUUGGUUGGUUGUUUCUCUCCCCCCUUCUCACCUUCUCACCUGUCACUUCACACCACUGGCCCACCGGCCGGUAACUUCGCCCAUCCUGCUGCAACCCUUGUAGUGAGAGUAGAAGGGACUGGUGCUCCUCAAAAUGCUUCUGCCUCAGAGGUGAAAAGCAGUGAGCUUAAGAAAGAAAAAAAAGAGCUGUUUAGAGCUAUUUGGAGUCAAGUGGUUUAGCUUUUGCUGUAUCAUGACGGCAACAUUAAAGAAAAAAAAUAAUAAUAGAAAAUUGUUAAUCCUGCUUCUGUGCAUGUUGGUGCUGCAUAGAAAUAACAAAGACCUUUAAAGACAUUGGUGUAAACUCUUCAUGUAACCAGAGUGCAGGCUUAAUCCAUUUUAAAUAAAUAAAUGUGGUCCGAACUUCUCAGGGUGUCAGGAAAUAAUUUAGGGUGUCAUGAGAUGGUUUACAAGCUAGUAGAACUAUGUAGUUACCUUUUUUUUUUUUUUUUUGGUUUUCUCCUGCUGUAAUUUUAACCUCUCAACCUCCACUUCUAACAAAUUAAAAACAGAAAAGGGAAAAUUUAACUCGUAACCUUUUUACUUGUGCAGCCUGUGAGGUGAUUGUUCCAAAUACUUGUAUAAGGAGUACAGGGUCCCCAUUAGGUUACUACACUUGAGAAACGUACCACUGUAUUGCAGCUUCAGGAGAAAGACCUUGUAUAUGAAUUAUAUAAGUCCCUAUAUACAACAAUUACAUGGGAAUUUGCCGUCACCACAUCUGAAUAUAAUACAAAGGAAAAAUAAGAGCAAGCCAGGCUACUAACUUGUUAGUUUCUCUACUUUGCGAGUGGAGUACAAGCUAAACAGUAUCAUGGGUCCUCCCAAAUGCUGAAUGCUAUUGGGUCACUAUGGGGCUAACUGCCCCAUAGUGAUGUCUAUAGUUUCUAUCUGAAGCCUCUCUUAUUAUUAAAAAUAAUAAAAAAAAAAAAAACAUUUUGAGCCUCUGAGCUAAUUAUGUGCAGAUACUACUUACCAAUACUGAUUUAAUACAUUCAUCAAUAUCAGAAUAGCUCAUAGACUGAACAGUUUUAGUUUGAGGCAAUAAGAUGCAAACAUUUUACAUUUAAUUCAUAUAAAAUCACAUCAUUUGAAAGUGUGAGAAGCGCAGAAGAUAAAGCGUCUUUAGUGGGACGGCAUGAAAAGCAUUGAAGAGCAUUUAACUACAGUGAUGUUAGAAUUGUCCUUCAAUGGAAAGACGCAGUUUGUGUUCAUUAUACUGUGUGGAGAAGUAGCACAGAUGUGUCAGAAUUACAUAUAUUGAGUGUAGGAUUAGAGUUUCACUUUAAUGUCAUUUAACUUUGAUUUCUGUCUGUCUAAGCUUCAUUGCAUUUUUUUUUUUUGUUCUGUUUUUUGUCUUCCCAUGCCUCCCCGAUCACAAUGCAGUAAACUAAAUGUGAGAAAUCUAAUUGAAUUAGUCAGUAGGUUGAAUCAAAGAAUGCUUUAUCUUGUUGCACUCUUAGGUGCUGUAGCUCCAGAAAAUCCCUUGAAGGUCACAGGUUUGAUCCCAUUUUCUGUACCGCUCGCUCGAGACGAGACGCCCUAAUAAUGUGUAAGCGUCCAAAUAAAUACACACAAUAUGGGUAGUAACUUGACCUUUGACCUCUAACCCUGUUCCUCCUCUACUCUUUCUAUCUUGUUAUGCCAUGACAAUGUGCCUUUUACACUGGCUAACUAGAAAUACUCGACUUGUGCAUUAUGUUAGUUUUACAUGUGCGUUACCAAAAUGCUGACAGGAAAAAUCCACCCUGAAAUCUGAGUUUCCAUGUGCCUGCUGUGAUCUGGGCCAUCAACAGCUCUCCACCAUGCUGAGUUCUAGAACAAAAGAGCCUCACUUUGGUGUUUUAUAUUCAAAACUGCUGUUAAUGAACUCCAAGCUAGCGAUCUAAUCUGCUAACAGUAAGCUAACCUCAUAUUGCGCAAGCUAGCAAACUAAGUAGCACUUAUUUUUCUGCUGCUUAGUGUGCAUGGCUUUCUUCUUUAAACUGUGACACACUACAUACCACAAGCAAGA
Molecule: messenger RNA, 4387 nt
Organism: Scatophagus argus
Lineage: Eukaryota; Metazoa; Chordata; Actinopteri; Scatophagidae
Gene: fech
Product: ferrochelatase
Exons: 11
Coding region: 194-1405 (403 amino acids)
Biological process (GO): heme biosynthetic process
Molecular function (GO): protoporphyrin ferrochelatase activity
Source: RefSeq, a predicted model, not a curated record